UUUGCAGACAAAAAAAAUUUAAAAAAUGAGUUUCGAAGUCACCGGUCCACCCCUCGUAUCACCAUGGAUGAUGUUAUCAAUGUCCGAAGCAAGAAAUGAUAUUGAUGAGACAAAAAUUGUUAUUCCAGGACAUUCAGUUUGUGAUGCACCGCAACAGUUUAUGAGAGGACAUGGAACUUACGUUCGCGACGGAGAAAUCGUCAGUUCUCUCUCUGGAGUCGUUCAACAAUUAAAUCGACUGUUGAUGGUUAAAACUAUUAAACAACGAUAUGCUGGUGAAGUCGGAGAUGUUGUAGUUGCCCGUGUCGUGGAGGUUCAAGCAAAACGGUGGAAGUGUGAUGUGGCAUCUCGUCUUCAUGCAAAUCUUCCACUAGGUUCAGUUCUCCUGCCAGGAGGAGACUUUCGCAGAAAAGAUGUAGAAGAUGAGGAGAAAAUGAGCGAAUUCUUGAAAAACGGAGAACUGAUCUGUGCAGAAGUCCAACAAGUCCAGCACGACGGAACACUUAUGCUACACACAAGAAAUAAUAAGUACGGAAAAUUGCAACAAGGAAUAUUGAUUAAGGUUCCUCCACAUUUGAUCAAAAAGUCCAAGAAACAUUUUCACACGUUACCCUACGGAAUGGCUGUGAUUAUUGGCUGCAACGGAAGUGUGUGGGUCACGCCGUCGUUGCCGGAGACCACACUUGAAGAGGAUGGAUCACAUGUUCACGAGUUUCAGAUUGUACCUCCCGACGUACGCGUAACUAUGGUCAGAAUCGCUGCCUGUGUUCGUCUUCUUCGUGAUUAUUCCAUCUCGAUCUACCUCAAUUCACUGACAACAUGCUAUGAAAUGAGUCAGCCUUAUGAAAUCAAAGAGCUCGCCGAGCAAGACACGUCUUCUCGACUCGCCUACCUGAUUGCUGCACGGCUUCUACAGGAACUUCAACAGCAGAAGUAAUUCUAAUUGUUUUGAAUGAUCUCUCCCUAUUUAAAAUUUACCUUUUUUGUUGCUGUUAUUUCUUGUUGAGUUUCUUAUUUACCAUUUCAAUUAAAUAAAACUUUUUACUUUUUCGGA
This is a messenger RNA of Caenorhabditis elegans, 1054 nucleotides long. It is a transcript of the gene exos-2, whose product is annotated as Exosome complex component RRP4 homolog. Lineage: Eukaryota; Metazoa; Nematoda; Chromadorea; Rhabditida; Rhabditidae. The transcript is spliced from 6 exons. Gene Ontology annotation, molecular function: RNA binding. Gene Ontology annotation, cellular component: nucleus; nucleolus; exosome (RNase complex). The record is from RefSeq and is marked reviewed. The coding region runs from base 26 to 937 and encodes 303 amino acids.